Molecule: messenger RNA, 1698 nt
Organism: Hyaloscypha bicolor E
Lineage: Eukaryota; Fungi; Ascomycota; Leotiomycetes; Helotiales; Hyaloscyphaceae
Product: mitochondrial distribution and morphology protein 34
Exons: 2
Coding region: 1-1698 (565 amino acids)
Biological process (GO): phospholipid transport; mitochondrion organization
Cellular component (GO): ERMES complex
Molecular function (GO): lipid binding
Source: RefSeq, a predicted model, not a curated record
AUGGCAUUCAAUUUCAACUGGUCGCCGUUAACGGCAGAUGCGGACUUUUACGAACGGGCCCAGGAGUUGCUCACAACCGCCCUCAAUAAAUCCCCGAAGCCUCCGAUAAUAGUCGAUGAUAUUCUAGUCAACGAGCUCAACUUGGGGAGUGUGCCUCCCGAGUUGGAGAUACUGGAGAUUGGGGAUUUGGCAGAGGAUAGGUUCAGGGGGAUCUUUAAGAUGUGCUAUUCUGGAGAUGCCUUCUUGACUCUGAAGACUCGAGUCCAAGCGAACCCCUUGAACACAUAUUUAUUUUCGAAGCCAUCUUUUACCUCACCUCAGCCGCUAGCAGCCUCCUCUGGCUUGACGAUACCAUUACAAAUUACCUUGUCGGAGAUCAAGCUGUCUGCUUUUAUAAUAUUGGUCUUCUCGAGGCAAAAAGGGUUGACCCUGGUUUUCCGAAAUGAUCCUCUCGAAUCCCUCAAGGUCUCAUCGACCUUUGACUCGAUACCGUUCGUCCGCAAUUAUUUACAAAAAGAGAUUGAGAUGCAAUUACGGACGUUGAUGAUGGACGAGUUACCGGCGAUUAUACACAGACUUUCACUGCGGUUAUGGUGUCCAGAAUACAGAGCGAAGGAAGAAGAAGAGAUGGCACAAGCCGUGAAACAAGAAGAGGAGGAAGUUGCAGUGGAUCCGUUUUCUAGCCCACCACAAGAUGCCGUCGAUUCGAGAGGGAACGUUUUGGAUGCGAGCGAGAUAUCCUCGUUAUCACUGGAUGGUGGAUCGGAAAUCCAUUCAUUAUUUUCGCAGAAGAACCUGCUUCGACUAGCUGCUCUAACAGAUUCCCACCGAACUUUAUCAUUAUUUACACCUUCCAUCCGAGACGCAGUUUUCCGAGCAUGGGCCGGGCCAUCAGAACGAAGUGAUUCAGCAGGGAGCUCUACACCAGCAACACCCAGCCUGUUGAGAUCCAAUUCAUCACUGGGGACUUCUACAACAUACACAUUCAGCAGAGGGUCAGAUGAUGGACAUGGUCACCUGCCGUCACGGCCCUCACUUGUCAGCAUGCACUCUGCCACUAGCGGUCUUGGACUUGGAGCAGGGAGGCAUUCGAGAUCACAUAUGCGCAAGAAAAAGACCAGAGUUGUCAAUCUCCGCAAACCAAAGACAACAGACGAUCUUGUCAGCGAAUCUGGCGAGAGCGAGACCUCCUCUGAUGCACCAGCAUCAGAACCAAUCAUGCCAACUCGCAUUCCCGAGGAACCAGAAGAUAACAUCAUCGACCCUCCUCACUCUCCGCAAAGAGUUCGCUUCCGGGAAAGCAAUGCCGAUAUUGCCUCGCCACAGAAAGCACGUCUGGCAGCCCGACCAGCACUUUCAAAUAUCCUCCCCGAACAAUCGAUCCUCGAUCCCUCCCCCUCGAUCGAGAAAUCCGAUCCCACGGUCCCGAUCUUCUCCCGCGAACAUAGACCCCCCUUCCAUUCCUCUCCAUACCCAACAGAGAAAGUCCCAGCUACAUACACACCAGCACCUAUCCUCUCCUCCGACCCAACCGCAGCAGGUAGCAUCCUCUCACAAGCCUGGGUCCUCAAAAUGGCCAACGAGAUCGCGCGUCAGGCACAGGAUAUGAAUGUGAAGGGUGCAAGAGAAGGCUUCUGGAGCCAAUCUCAAGGCGAGAGGGAGGAUUCUCCGCCUCCAGCUUAUCAGGCUGCGAUGUAA